CUUUGGUGCUAAGUGCUUUAAUUGAUAAAUUAUAAUUUCGUAAAAAUAUGACAUCACAAGUGCUGCAAAGAGUUGUGGAUGAAAAAUUUUACUUCAUCUAUACUCUUGCAACGGAAAUAUGUUUACCCGAACUUGCAGUGCUAACGUUAUUUGAUAAAAACCACCCGGCGGAAAGCUUUGGGACGUUAACGGCUUUAGAAUGGGAAGAUAUUGUGAAAGGUACCGAGCUGCAAGGGAAAGGACUGGAAAUUUUCAAUCGGAUUGCGGCAUGGAAAUUAGAAGCGAAUGUGUAUCCUGGUCAAUCGUGUAUACCGCCGCUUGAUCCGGGUAUGUAUGUUCUCCAGAUAAUACACGACGAUGCAGACGAUCUACCCCAUACGGCUAAUGCUGAAUCCACCGUUAAGGACCUUGACGAUACUGGAGACACUGUGGAAAUGCCACAAGAGCCGUGUAUAGCUAUGCACGACGGUAGUGAAACUGGUCUUUGCGAUUAUCAGGGACAGGAUGUUAGUGACUGUAGCGAACCGGAUUCGAACAAUAGUUGCGCUACGACGUCAAAAGUACGACAGAUGGUUGAGCCUUCUAUUGCUGCGAUUACAUCAGGAAUCCUACCACAAAAAAGCGUAGUUCCUGCUACUGCCAACACAUUAAUCUUCACACCAGAUGACCUCGGUUCCCUGUUGGCGAAUUCGGAAGUCGGGCAAUUCAUUCUUCGGAGUAGUUUAAAAGGACCACUAUCCAAGGAUAGCAAAAAGGAACUUGCUAGCAUCAUAGCAAGUCAUCACAUUUCUGGUUACUCCAACAACAUUGGGUUAUGCAGAUUACCGAAAGCAGUGCUGGAAAACUACGUUAAUUGCAUAAAACUACGGUUUCCUUCUGAAAACAACGAUAUGAUUACGUACUACAUUCCGGCUGCCCCUCCGGAAAGAAAAAAUCCUGGAGGAUCCAUCUAUCAAGCUUAUAAGCGCAUAAAAGGCACGAAACGUGACCGCGAACGAAAGGAACAUCAACAUGAGGCAACACUAUCAGCGAAUGAAAACCGAAACCAUUGUCGGGCCGAACAUUCUGAAGCUAGCAGGUGGCUUGUACUGAAUAACACACCUUGGGAAACAGUGACAAAAAUGUGGCAAAUGUCAGAAGCGUCCAGAUUCGAUCAUAUGAAAACUUUGAAACCAGCAGAGAUUAUUAUGAAAUAUCGCCACUACGCAGAACCUCUCGGAUAUCAGUUGUUUGAUGCCGACUACCACUCUCUUGGUUUUGCGGAAGGUAUCCAGAAUUGGACCGAAGUAGUAAAAAAAUUAAAACCUUAUUUUUUUCUCAAAGUGCAUGACCAGUUUUCUGCUGGUGUACUGGAAUACAUGAACCAGGAUAACGCCACAGAAGAUGCACUAGUUUGUUGUACGCUCAUACUCUUAAAUUGCUGCGUAAGACCGUGUAAAAUCAACAAAAAUGUUAGACCGACUAUUUUGACUGCUCAGGAGGAUAUCCUGUUGUUUACAGACAACGUAGAAAGCGGCGUGGAAAGUAUACGCGUAUUAUUUGAAUCGUAUGUAGCACAAAACGUUACUCCUCAUCCAAAAGUGAUUGCAAUUGGAUCCAGCUACAGAAAUCUCACUGGAGAGUUUUACGUCAUAUUCGAUCGUAUUCAAUAUAAAACUAAUUCAGCAGCCCGGGCAGUAGAUAUUAUUAUUAAGAUGUGCAAUGUAAUGAAACAACCGUUUUCAAAAGUCUCUAAACUCGUUUGGUAUACACUUGAGGAAGUCCUGUAUAAUAUUCGUGCGCCAGCGCAGUACAAAGAUGUUGAAACAAUAAAAAAGCUAAUAAAAUGAAUAAUUUAGUGAUGUGUUUCAAUACAGGAUGCCAACAGAAGUUUACCCGAGUAAAUGACUACAUUGUACACUUAAAAACGCACAAUCUUGAUAAGCCGCUUCGAUUAGUUUGUACAUUUACCCAUUGUACUCAAAAGUUUACGACCAUGUAUAGGUUUAGCCGCCAUCUUAAAACGCAUCUUUCCACUCGGAUCGAUACUAUGGGCGGUGAGCAAAUUCCAAAUAACGUUUUUGAAUAUCCUGCUUCAGUUGAUGUCCCUGCAACGGAACGUACGCACACACUGACAUAUCAAACCGAAGAUGUAGCAACUCCAAUUUCAAUACAUGAAUCACUGAAAGCUGUCGAUCAGAGGGCGCUCAGCUUUAUUCUGGACUUGCACAAACGGAGAAACUUCACUCGCAAAGAUGUAGUGCAGAUCCAAAAAGGGAUCAAAGAACUGUAUACUAACUUAGAGCAGCUCAUUCGUUUAUUUGCACCGGUAGCAGCUGAUCCUCAGUCGAAGUACAUAUUUGAUAUUGUGUUAGGUAGAAUAUCAACCAUGUUCGAUAUUAUUGAUACAGAACACAAGCUGUUCAAACACUUAAGAGAAUUAGAUUUGAUGAGACCUCCCCAAAUAUUGACUAUCCAAAGUGGCACGAUUACAGAAAUGAGCGGGAAUGAUGUUGAGCUAGAAAACAAAAAAACUUGCAUGGUACUGAUGGACAUCAAAUUUCAAAUCAAAAAAUUCCUUGAAAGCGAAAAUGUUUUAAAAGAAAUUAAGGAACAUACUAAUAAGGUGGCCGAACAAUCUAGCAUUUGCCACUUCGUGAAUGGUUUGAUUUAUCGAAGAAUUCAAUCUAAGUACAGUGGUAAAACAAUCAUUCCAAUUUCUUUAUAUACAGAUGAGUUUGAAAUCAACGACCCGCUCAGUUCUCACGCGAAAAAACAUUGCAUUUGUGGUCUCUAUUAUGGGUUUCCAACCCUCCCUGAACAGUACAAAGCAAAGCUAUGCAAUAUUUUUAUAGCAGGGGCCAUAAAAAAACAUGACAUAGCUGAGCAUGGAGUAGAAAAGUUUUUUAAACAUGUGAUCGAGAAAUUCAAGGAUUUGGAGUUGAACGGUAUUUUGAUCAAUGUAAAUGGCGAUGAUCAGCGAGUCUACAUUGUACUAAUGCUUGUUCAGGGGGACAAUUUGGGAAUUCAUCAAAUACUGAAGUUUUCCGGUUCAUUUUCGGCAAAACAUUACUGUAGGUUUUGCAAAAGAACAAAAGAUUUGUUGUCAACCGACGAUAAGGAAUGCAUAGAUGAUCUAAGGUCCCUUAAAAACUAUAAUUCAGAUGUUCUGAUCAAGCAAUCACAAAGUGGAUUGGUGGGGAAAUCAAUUUUCAACGACUUACCGUCAUUCCACGUGAUUGAGAAUUUGUACGCAGAUGUAAUGCAUGAUCUCUAUAGCACGGGUGUUUGUUAUUACGGAUUUGUAGAAAUCAUCAAUCAUUGCAUUUACAAAGCUAAAUACUGCACAAUAUCUGAUGUAAACAAAAGACGCAAAGAACUGAAUAAUUAUAGGCUGGAACAGGGACUAUCGCGUAUGCCAGAUAUUGAAGAAUCAACUAUAAAAUCAAAAAAGUGUGUUUCUUUGCGAAUGACAGCAAAUGAAAUGUACGUAUUUAGCAUUUAUUUUACUUUUAUUUUUGGUUCUUUCUUUCCUUCAGAUGACCCAGUUUGGAAAUACGCUACUAUUUUAAUUAGCUUGAUAGAUAUGAUUAACUCCCCAGUAUUUACUUCGAAUGACCUGGAUCAGCUGACAAGCUUAGUUAGCGAGCAUCAUAAAUUAUACAUUUCAUUGUUCCAACAAAGUCUUAAACCGAAGCAACAUUUUUUAACUCAUUACUCGAGGAUAAUUAAACACAGCGGCCCAUUAAAAAAAAUAAGUUGUUUUAGAUACGAAGCUCGACAUAGAGACUUUAAACAAUAUUUUGAUAAUACAUCGUCAAGAAAAAAUCCAUGUUAUACGAUGUGUGUUAAGGCAGGAUUAUUUUUCACAUAUGACAUUAUCAACAAUAAUUUUUUUAAAUCAGAAGCUGUUGCAGAAUUCAUGUAUAGCACAUGGGCAGAGAAAACUUAUUUUAACAGACUGACUACCACAUUUGAGAUAUCUAGCGAUGAGCAUAUCCAAACGACUAAGUCCUUAACAUAUAAAAACAUCAAAUAUAUAGAAGGGCUAUUUUUAACAGUUACCUUUGAAUCAAUCGUUGAAAUUUAUCAAAUAGUCGAAGUGGUUAAAUAUAAAUUGCAGUUAUUUGUAAUUGUUUGUCAAUGGUCUAUAAAACAAUAUAACGAACAUUACCAAGCCUUUGAAAUAGAUAAAAAAAACAGCAAUAUAAUGAUGAUAGGAAUAGAUAUGUUCGAUGGGCCUCCGUUUGCACUCGAGCAAGUAGGCAAUUUAGUUUUAUUCAGGAGAAGAACGUAUGCUUACGAAAAUUUUGAAUAAGGCUAGACUAGAAGAACGUGGAAACCAGUAAUAAAUAUGUAGAUA
This is a messenger RNA of Topomyia yanbarensis, 4342 nucleotides long. RefSeq lists its product as uncharacterized. The transcript has 9 exons. The coding region runs from base 48 to 1829 and encodes 593 amino acids. NCBI's taxonomy places the organism in Eukaryota, Metazoa, Arthropoda, Insecta, Diptera, Culicidae. The record is from RefSeq and is a predicted model, not a curated record.